AAUAGUAUGUGUCCUUUUUUUAACUUGUACCGUGGCAGAUUUGUACAUACAGUUUUUACUGUCUGCUUGUGGAUACUAAGAUAGCCUUUAUACUAUAUCCCUUGUGGGGUUGUUUGGUUAGAUCCAUGAAGGGUGUUGUUGGCUGGUGAAGGAUGGGUCCAAAUAUCUGGGAUGGAUUGCUUGUGAAAAGUGUAUUGCUUCUGUAGACUCGAUCCUGGUCCCCAUAGUAGUAGGCUGAUGCCUUAAUGGCCUUGGCUAAUUGACGGACUGCUGUACGUUGAUGUUAACACUGUCCCUUUAAUUCUACUAGCUGGGGUGCAUCUAACUGACAUUUUAUAUGAGGAAAUUGAAGAUUUUUAUGAAUACAUUCGACCAACGCAACUGGAACAUCGGAUGCGUCUCGACGUUAUUAGAAGAAUAAAGAAUGCAGUCUUGUCAUUGUGGCCGAAAGCACAGAUUAGAGUUUUUGGAAGUUUCCAGACUUCACUCUAUCUUCCGACUAGUGAUAUUGAUUUGGUGGUAUUAGGGAACUGGAAAGCUCUGCCGCUCUGGACUCUGCGGGACCUUCUCGUAAAUAAUAACAUUGCCACCCCUGCUGACGUAAAAGUUCUUGAUAAAGCAAGUGUGCCGAUUGUAAAAAUGACAGAUACAAAAACUGAAGUCAAAGUGGACAUCAGCUUUAAUAUGAAAAAUGGAAUGGAGAGUGCAAUGUUCAUUAAUGAAAAGAAAAAAGAAUAUCCUAAUUUAGCAAAAUUAGUUAUGGUACUCAAACAGUUCCUCGUUUUGAGAGAUUUAAAUGAAGUUUACACGGGAGGUAUCAGUUCUUACAGCCUUACCUUAUUAAUUAUCAGUUUCUUUCAGUUGUAUCCCAGAGCGGAUGUCUCCUUACCAAAUGUAAAUCUUGGAGUGCUGCUUCUGGAAUUUUUUGAAUUCUAUGGCAGACAUUUUAAUUACAGCAAGACUGCCAUUUCAGUUAAGAAUGGAGGAUUUUAUUUUCCCAAAGAGCGAUACAAAUUGCACAAGCUUGAUUUCGUGCCUUCCAUCUUGUGCAUUGAAGAUCCACUGCUACCGGGAAAUGACAUUGGAAGGAAUUCUUAUGGAAUGCUGAGUGUGAAAAGAGCUUUCGAAUACGCUUUUAUUCUACUUUCAGAUUUAGUCCACCCAAAGAAACCAAAAAAUCUUGGUGGUCAGAGGUAAAAAAGUUAUAUGUUUUAAAUAUUGGUGUGAUAUUUUAUAUUGUGAUGUACAAUACUUCUACUAGUACUUCAUCAAAUUAGUAUAUUGGGUAUGCUAGUGAGUUGUUGCAGUAAAUCUAUUGAAUACCUACAGAUGCAAAGUGUUUAUAUGGGUUUAAACAUUGUAAGUGGGACUGUAGAAUCGAUACAAAAAAUGUUCAGACUCUUUUAUAAAAAUUUUAUCAUUGCAAGAAUCAUCAGACUACUUUUUUAGACUUUUAAUGUAUAUUUAAGUGUAAGUUUAUCAUUUCUAUUGAGAGUGGAGUCGGAGUCAUUAAAUGUCCCCAUUCUCCAAUUCUUAAUCCACUAUCUUUAGAAAUGCUUGUUUGAAAAGAUGAAAACAAUGUUACUGUAGAUCUGGUGAAUUACAGUAGACUAGUUAAAGUUAUCAAGAAUUCUCAAACAUAUCAGCUGGACCAUUGAAAAUGUGAAAUUAUUUUUUUUGCUUCUCCGUAUGCAUGGGUGCAGAAUAGAAUAUGUCCUUGUGCACGAACAAGGUUCAGAGGAAAUUAAAGUGGUUCUGGGAAAAUUUGCAGUGGAAAAAUAAUAUGGUAAUAGCUGCAAAAAUGUUAUGCAAAAAACAUUACAAUAAAAUGGAGUGGCAUCUCAGUUAAGCUUAUAGAUGUUAAUUGGGGAAAAUUUUUUCAAAUGCAGGGGAUACCUGUGGGUUUAGGAGUGAAAUAAGAAUGUCAUUUACUUCAUUUAUUGGUUUAGUCACUCGUUACAUUGCUGCCUACUUAUGCUCGCAGUAGGGACGAGUUAGUUUCGUUUACUGAACCACAAGUUUGAUUUUUACGGAAAACCAAAAUGGAGCUUUAAAAAGAAUCAAAAGUCGUUUUUAUUUCAAAAUUCUUUUAGACAGUAUUUAAUGGGUGAAAUUUCAAAACAAAAUAU
Messenger RNA from Centruroides sculpturatus (bark scorpion), 2129 nucleotides. RefSeq names its product non-canonical poly(A) RNA polymerase PAPD5-like. Gene Ontology annotation, molecular function: poly(A) RNA polymerase activity; mRNA binding. Bases 394 to 1197 code for a protein of 267 amino acids. Gene Ontology annotation, biological process: RNA 3'-end processing. The record is from RefSeq and is a predicted model, not a curated record. NCBI's taxonomy places the organism in Eukaryota, Metazoa, Arthropoda, Arachnida, Scorpiones, Buthidae. Gene Ontology annotation, cellular component: nucleolus; TRAMP complex. The transcript is spliced from 8 exons.